CCGCCAGCAUUCCACUGCUAAGCUAAGCGACCUCGUCCAUUCCUCGCUGCUGAGCGUUCGAAGGCGUGCACUCCUUUGCCUUCCUGCGUGUCGUCACCAUGGGUCAGCAGUGGCAGCCCUACCUCUACGAUGCGCCUUCCGAGCGCGACUCGUUCAACCCAAAGGCCGUCACCAUAGCGAGUCGCUUGCCGCCGCCGUCGCCCAAGAGGAAGCCAGAGGGCCCGCUCAUCAACUUUAACAGGCACCCCGACAGCUAUGUCGUGCUUCCCUAUGGCAACACGGGUGCGACGCCCAUGGACCCAAGGGUCAAGGUCGUCAUCAAGGUUGUGAGAUGGAUCCAGUUCGCAUUGCGCAUAUGCACCCUCCUGGGCGCCGUUGGGGCCCUGCUCUGCGCCAUCUUCAUCAAGGGCGCACAGGACACUGAAUCCUGGAUCAUGAGAAUACCCCCCGGCGUCGACAUUGUCAUAUGCCUUUACGCCAUCUAUCACCUCUUGCGCAAUGCAAAGUCGCGUCCACCGGCGAGCUCUGCGAGCUACCACUUCUUCGCCCUGGUCAUGGACUGCGGCUUCAUACCCUUCUACGUCUUCACCGCAUUGCUGUCAAAGCGGAACCUGAACGAGGAAGCAGGAACAGAAGGACGGUGGCGGACUUUCUUCCCGACUGACGAGGAAACGGACAAGGUGUUGCUUACCGCAUGGCUCACUGCCACGACAGUGGCGGGGUUGCAUCUGGCGUCGAUCGUACUGGAUCUUUACCUUGUCUACAUCUUUCGCAAGAUCGCUCGUCUCCCUCCGGACAUGAACCCCCUGGAGGAGAACUUGACCUCGCGACGCAAGACCAAGCACAAGCAUAAGAAUUCCUCCAUUUCGGCCAUUACUCCAUUGACGCAAGCGGACAAGCGUUUCAGUGCGCAGACGACCACCACUCUCAAUACGGACUACAGGAACUCCCAAGCUGCGCCUCUUAUCACCGAGAAGGAGAUCCCUAGUCCCGAUCGCAAGCAGAUGUCUUUCAUGCAUACCCGCACCAACUCGGAUACAACGUACUCACCACACACACCUAACUCAGCCAGGCAGUCGCGCGAGAAGUUCACCAUGUCUGCGCAGGCCAACUCUGCACGACAGUCACGUGCAGACCUGAACCGCCGAGACGAUCUUCUCCAAAUGGAAGAGCAGGACGACCAGAGCCUAGCGGAGCGGAAAGCCUUCCUCGCUCAACAGGCAAUCAAGCGAAACUCCCGGCCGAACUCGUUCAUCACUUCAUCGUCUAAGCAAGACUUCUACACGCCGCCAUCGACAGCUACGACAGCCAGGUCUUCCAAGCAGCACGAAGCGUCCGGAGACCUCGCUCUGCAAAACUCUCGUGAACUACAAUCUGACAAUUGGUUCGUGUACGACGAGAACGAGAAAGACCAAUACCCGGAGCCCAAGCAAUCCCUCUUCAAGCCCAGAACCCACGGCUACGGUGUGAUAUCCCCCUACGAUAACGCCUCCGACGACGAAGACUUCCGUGCUCCCAUGAUGAUGCCCCAGCCCCUCCGCAUGAACCCACCCACACCACCGCCCUCCAAAACCUUCCGCGAAGCCGCACCGAAAAACACGCCUCCCCCGUCGCCCCUCAAGCGCACCACAACUGUGACAUCCGUCUCCACCGAGGCCACCUUCAACCGCUCCAACACUGUCAAGUCAGCCAAAUCAGCCAAGUCAGGGCGUUAUUACGGCGACCUCAAAGCCGCGACGCAGGGAAUCCGCGGUUCCUCGCCCGCCAACUCGCCCGGCUCUUCACCCACAAAGAGCACACGCGGAGGUGCCCUUCCCAGCGCAGCAAAGCAGUACACCACCAACGCCCCCGCGAUACCUAAGAUCGACAACGUGCAGGUUCCCUUCAGCCUCGACAAGAAAAGCUUCGCCUCCGUGCGCAAGACGGGCGAGGCGAAUUAUACGCCUGGCACUGGAGUGUCGCCGCGCGUGGUGAGUCGGUCCGGGGUGGAUUACAUGAGUCCGUACGAUGGCGAGUACUCCGAUCUUGGGACGCCUGGACGGAGGAGGGAUGUGAGUGGGAAGGUGGCUGAGGAAGGCAGGGGAGGCGUGGCGGAGGGGGCGGCAAGAUGGGGCGGUGGAUUGACGUACCGAAAGGCCAGCGGUGUUGCUUGAGCUUGUGCAUUACAGUACACUGGGAAUAAGUGCGGCGUUUCGGGAUGGCGUUUUUGGCGUUUGUAUCGGGACUGCAUGUCUGGAAUGCACAACAGGGGAGGGGGAUGUGAAACGAUACUCUGUUCUGUAGUUUGUCUGCAAACGAACCUGUCCACUGCACCGA
Molecule: messenger RNA, 2316 nt
Organism: Paraphaeosphaeria sporulosa
Lineage: Eukaryota; Fungi; Ascomycota; Dothideomycetes; Pleosporales; Didymosphaeriaceae
Exons: 2
Coding region: 99-2153 (684 amino acids)
Source: RefSeq, a predicted model, not a curated record